Cetraspora pellucida is the source of this 183-nucleotide messenger RNA. NCBI's taxonomy places the organism in Eukaryota, Fungi, Glomeromycota, Glomeromycetes, Diversisporales, Gigasporaceae. The record is from the annotation of a GenBank genome assembly.
AUGAAACUUAAAGAUAAAUAUUGUCUGCUAUAUUAUGAAUUAUAUGAAUUUAAUAUCUACAAGUUUAUACAGAAACAUAUUUUAGCAUAUUAUGAUGUAGUAGAAAAUAAAAAAGAAAAGGAAUAUAAUGAAAUAUUAUUUGCAGCACAAUGGAAGAAAGAUUCUUGUAAUAAAGAUUAUUAG